GGAUGCAAAAAUCUGAGGUAAAGAAUGUUCAAGUGAAAGAAGGAGUUAGCAGGACAGGGGUGUGGAAGGCAGCUGGUGAGAGAGAUGGUCCAAGGUAAAGGAUUGUACAGGUGUCAUAUAUGUUAUUGUCCUCAUCCAGCUGUUUUCCCACCCCUGGAUUUGUUGGAUGACUCCUCGAACAGUGAAGGUAGAAACACAUUCCACAGCCAUGUGAAUUCCAGCUUCAGAGAAAGCUGCUGCAAAGAGGACCAGAGCUUCCAACGAUGUUCUCCAGAAGAUCAAGUUAGUACAGACGUCCAGCAUCGUGGAGCCUCUUCUAUUUCACAACCAAGUAUAUCUCAUGGUCAUAAAACACCUUACUCCCCUGUAACACGUAAAGUCAAUUCAGCCAAAGCAAGUAGAAGGUUAUCAUCUGUAUCAAGUCCAUCUUUCUCUGAAAGAAGAUGUUCUUUAUUUGUUGGAUUUCAAAAAAGAAAUGCUUCCCCUUACUGGCAACAAAGUAGAGCUAACUUUGAUUCUGAAGAAGACACAAGCUUCACUGAUUUAAAAUCUUCCUCAGACCAUUUUGGUAGCUUUAUGUCCCGCAGAAGACGUUUCUUAUCCCGUAAACUAAGUAUAGUUUCCUAUUACAACAGUGCCAAUUCUUUUGAUCCUCAAGCAAGUGGCCAGAAUGUGUUUAAUCUAAAUGAAAUUGAAAUCUUUUCUAAAAUUUCAAGUAAUACUGAUGCUAAAAAACAUAACCAUCUCUGCUCCUGAAUAUAACACUAAAAAUUUUAAGAAUUUUGAAACAAAUGCUACUUCUCCAGCCUUUGGGAACACUAUUGAUACAGCCUCCUAUCAACAAAGCACAUCAUCCUUCUUUUCUCUUGCAAGUGAUAUUUCCUCUCUCGAUCAACAAAAUGGAAUUGCCACUGAUAUUCAACAAAGGGGCCAAUUUUGUAAAGAUUUAAAAGAUUUCCUUCAUCCUGGUACUGAAAGUUACAGCACAGAUCAUUCUCCAGUCAUGAUUCCACAGCAUCCCUCUCAAAGUGGAACUUUCCUAUUCCUCCAUAAAGCUGGAUUUUCUUCAUCUAAUAAAAAUUCUGGUUGAUUUAUCCCACCUCAAAGCGAAUUAACUUCAGGCCCGUUUGAAGAUGAAGACUUUGCUGUCUUGUUUCAAGAUGAAGACAGAUCUUCACCUAUUGAAAUUCCUAAAAUAAGGUCACCUCAGACUUUACCCUCCUUAGAAGGGCACCUCAAAUAGUUUUCCCACCAGCCACUUUCAGUCUGUAGAAUUCAUUUCUCAUAACUCCCGUUUCCUCACCAAGCUUCACUGCAUUUUCUGAAAAAGAUUCCUACAUUGCAGCAUAAAUUUAAUUGCUGUAGUUUUGAAAGUUAGUUUACUGAUGUUAUUGGAGUAUGGAAGUCAAAGGUGAUUUUGUUUCAAGCUUUUUUCAAAUUUACUGCUUGAAGAUGGGCUAAUCUCAGAUUUCUGAGUAACUAUUAUAAUACUUUUGUGGUCUGAAAAUAA
Symphalangus syndactylus (siamang) is the source of this 1510-nucleotide messenger RNA. RefSeq lists its product as uncharacterized. NCBI's taxonomy places the organism in Eukaryota, Metazoa, Chordata, Mammalia, Primates, Hylobatidae. The record is from RefSeq and is a predicted model, not a curated record.